Pogoniulus pusillus (Red-fronted tinkerbird) is the source of this 3081-nucleotide messenger RNA. It is a transcript of the gene TGFBI, whose product is annotated as transforming growth factor beta induced. The coding region runs from base 36 to 2075 and encodes 679 amino acids. Gene Ontology annotation, molecular function: cell adhesion molecule binding. Gene Ontology annotation, cellular component: extracellular matrix. The transcript is spliced from 17 exons. The record is from RefSeq and is a predicted model, not a curated record. NCBI's taxonomy places the organism in Eukaryota, Metazoa, Chordata, Aves, Piciformes, Lybiidae. Gene Ontology annotation, biological process: cell adhesion; extracellular matrix organization.
UUCCCGUGCCUUUCCCGGCCGCGGCUUUGCCGGCCAUGGCUUCCCCGCCGCUGCUGCUGCUGGCCCUGGCGCUGGGCCUGGCCACCGCCGCCAAAUCCCCGUACCAGCAGGUCCUGCAGCACAGCCGGCUCCGCGGCCGGCAGCACGGCCCCAACGUGUGUGCGGUGCAGAAGCUCAUUGGCACCAACAGGAAAUACUUCACCAACUGCAAGCAGUGGUACCAGAGGAAGAUCUGUGGGAAGUCAACGGUCAUCAGCUACGAGUGCUGCCCUGGCUACGAGAAGGUUCCUGGAGAGAAAGGCUGCCCGGCUGCACUGCCACUUUCCAACAUCUACGAGACCCUGGGAGUUGUUGGCUCUGCCACCACGCAGCUCUACUCCGACCGCUCGAACCUCAGGCCAGAAAUAGAAGGACCUGGAAGCUUUACGAUUUUCGCCCCCAGCAAUGAAGCCUGGGCCUCCCUGUCGGCUGAAACUCUGGAUUCCUUAGUCAGCAAUGUCAACAUCGAGCUGCUGAACGCCCUGCGCUACCACAUGGUGAACAGGCGAGUUCUCACCGACGACCUCAAGCACGGCACCACGCUCAGCUCCAUGUACCAGGACCUGCCUAUCCAGAUCCACCACUACCCCAACGGGAUCGUGACGGUGAACUGCGCGCGGCUGCUGAAAGCUGACCACCAUGCCACCAACGGGGUGGUCCACGUCAUCGACAAGGUCAUCGCCACCACCACCAACACCAUCCAGCACAUCAUUGAGACUGAGGAUAGCCUGGAGACUCUUCGGGCUGCUGUGGCUGCUUCUGACCUCAACAGCCUGCUGGAAAGCGAGGGCCAGUACACGCUCUUGGCUCCCACCAACGAGGCCUUUGAGAAGAUCCCACGAGAAACACUGAACAGGAUCCUGGGGGACCCAGAGGCCCUGAGGGACCUGCUGAACCAUCACAUCCUGAAGUCAGCCAUGUGUGCUGAGGCCAUCAUUGCUGGCCUGACCAUGGAGACCCUGGAAGGGACCACUUUGGACGUGGGCUGCAGUGGGGAAGAGCUGACCCUCAAUGGGAAGCCAAUCAUUGCCAACAAGGAUGUCCUGGCAACCAACGGUGUCGUGCACUUUGUCAAUGAGCUGCUGAUCCCAGACUCAGCUAAGACUCUGUUUGAGCUGGCACAAGAAUCUGAGGUUUCCAAGUCCACAGACUUCUUCAGGCAGGCUGGGCUCACCUCUCACCUGACUGGCAGCGAGCGAGUGACCCUCCUUGCCCCAGUGAACGAUGUGUUCAAAGAUGGGCUUCCCGUUGUCGACAGCAACAUGAAGAACUUGCUUCUCAACCACAUUGUCAAGGACCAGCUCUCCUCUAAAUAUCUGUACCACGGGCAGAAGCUGCAGACCCUGGGGGACAAGGAGCUGAGAGUGUUUGUGUACCGCAAUAACCUUUGCAUCGAGAACGCCUGCAUCGCUGCGCACGACAAGAGGGGCAGGUUCGGGACCCUGUUCAGCGUGGACAAACUGCUGACCCCCCCGUCCGGCUCAGUGAUGGAUGUGCUCAAGGCAGACCAUCGCUUCAGUACCUUGGUGGCUGCCAUCCAGUCUGCAGGUCUGACGGAGAACCUCAACAGGCCAGGGACCUUCACGGUGUUUGCUCCAACAAACGAAGCCUUCCGAGCCAUGCCCCAGGGGGAGCUGAACAAGCUGAUGGGUAAUGCCAAGGAGCUUGCCAACAUCCUCAAGUUCCAUGUGGCUGAUGAGAUCCUGGUGAGCGGUGCCGUUGGUGCCCUUGUGAGGCUGAAGUCCAUGCAGGGAGACAAGCUGGAAGUCAGCAUGAAGAACAAUGUCAUACACAUCAACAAGGAGCCCGUGGCUGAGAGUGACAUCAUGGCCACCAACGGUGUGAUUUAUGCCAUCAACUCCGUCCUGCAGCCACAGGCUCCCAGGCCACAGGAGAGAGGCGAUGAGCCUGCGGACCCCGCGCUGGAGAUCUUCAAGCAGGCAUCUGCCCUAUCCAAGGUUUCUCAGAGGAAUCCUCGACUAGCUCCUGUCUACUCGCGGCUGCUAGCCAGGAUGAAGAACUCGGCUGGGUUCUGAGCCACGCCCUGAGCAGCCACAGCCGCCGUCUGCAUCCCAUCCUCCCUGGCUGGCAGAGCAGGACAAAGUCGUUUUUAAAAGCCAAAUACCCCCCUUAAGUUUAUUUCUGUUGCCCAUGAAGUGGGCAGGAAGAGUGGAAAGCCAUAUAUAUAUAUGUGUGUGUGUGUGUAUAUAUUUUAAACCAUUCCCGUUGGGUUUGGACCUUAAUGCUCCCAGACCGAGGGCAGGGUUUGGGCUGACUCCUUGUCUCCUCUGUUUUGGUUUGGGGGGGGUUGGUUUGUUUAAUCAGUCACUAGUUUGGCAUUUUUAGCAUUCCCAGUUCUGGGGGUGAUGUGCACACCUGAGGGCAGGUGCUCCACUCCACUCUGGUUCAGGAGCUCAGGAAGAUGCUUGGAGCUCAGCUUGGUGCUGUUUCACUUGGGGAGAACAAAAGGGGCUGAAUUCAAGCCUCGUUUCCAGGCUUCCAGCUGUGCCUCUGGGCACUGCAAACCCCAAGCUCCCAAAGCAGGAAGCCAGCUAGGAUCUGACUGAGCAAGCCCCUCCACACCAGGGCCAGGAUGGGGACAUUUUGGGCAGAGUGACUUGGCAGGAAUUGUGUCUGUUCAGCUUUCUGAGCAGCCCUGGGCAAAUCGCUCUGGAGGAAGUGAAUUUAUUAAAUCCACUAACCACUACCCAAGCAAAUUUUUUAUUGGGUCCUGGCUUUUGUUUUGGUUUAUUUUUAAACAAGCAUCUGCUUCCUUCUGCCCCCGUGCUGGAAAAGCCCUCCACGAAGUCCUGAGCUGGAGCAGCCUCUCUGUGGAGCCAGAAGAAGCUCCAUCACGGCUGCUCGGGCUGGUCUCUUCUGCUGCCUUCCUUGGGCUUUGGUUUCCCCCUGUGCUGCAGUUUGUCAUGAGAUUGACAGGAGAGUUCUCCCGGGCUGAAGCCUCCCUUUUGGUUGGGUUUCUGGUUUGGUUUGGGUUUUUUUAAUAAAAAUCAAAAAUAAAAUCAAAAACACAAACCUGGCAAA